Molecule: messenger RNA, 2218 nt
Organism: Schistosoma rodhaini
Lineage: Eukaryota; Metazoa; Platyhelminthes; Trematoda; Strigeidida; Schistosomatidae
Source: the annotation of a GenBank genome assembly
ACAUAACUAACAGUCAGUUUAGAUUCGCUCGAAGGUCUUCCAUAACUUAAAGUCUAAUCAUUUAUUUUAUCCUUAGCUAAUACUAUAUAGUUCAUAUUGUCCCUAUCUAUAUAUAACAAUACCGUAUUGGUUGAAUCAUUAAAGCUAGCAUUACAUACCCGCGUACGGCCUCCACAAGCGUUACGCCCUAAUGUGAACUUAACAUCCAAUUUUUGCAAAUGAAUAAUUAUCGAACACAAGUGAACUGAAGCAAUCUGCAAUCACCAGUAUUUAAGCUACUAUUGGACAAUACCAAACAACUAAUGAAUUCACACUUUCAUCCAAUCAGUUUCAGGUUUAAUUUCGUUGUCUGAUUGGAUGAUUUUGAAAAUAUCGAUCUAGAAAAGGAAAUACUUUUUUUUAUUAGAUUUGCAAAAUCUUAGAAUAAACAACUCUUGCUGAUUGUCCAUUAAAUGAAUGAAGAGAAUACUUUACACCUUGAUAUGUUUGAUUUGUGGUUUCACCUUGUUUCUAUGCUUAAUAUUUCACCAAUUGUUAUCAUUUUCUGUUGCGAAUAUCCCAAUGCCCCACUCUAGGAUUGAUUCGGAACUUGCAUUAUUCAUUACAAAUGAAUUAUCUCGACUAUUAAGUCCAGACAUUCCAACAGUGGAAGAUGUCGGUGAUACUGUAGUGAGAGCUUGGUUUAAACAUGAAAAAGAAUUUUGUCUAAAAGUUUUGAAUGGUACUCAUCAUUUGUUCAAUAGUGAAGGAUGUCGAAAUAGUUGUCUUAUUUCAACUCAACCAUAUAGUCGACGUAAUGUCAUUAUUAUACCAUAUCGAAGUCGUGCAGAACAUUUGAUGAAACUAAUUCCACGUCUGGUUGAAUUACUGACAAAACAGAAUCUAUGUUCUUUGUUAAUUGUUUCUGAACAGAUUGAUCAACAACCAUUUAAUAAGGGAAUAGUCAUGAACACUGCAUUUGUGGAAGCAUUGAAUUGGUUGCCGUUUCAUUGUGCAAUAUUUCAUGAUGUUGAUCUAAUGCCAAUGAACAAUGAGAUUGAUUAUACGUGCUCAAUCUAUCCUAAACAUAUAAGUGUAAGCGUAGAUAAAUUUCAAAACAGGCUCCCUUACAUUGAACUAAUCGGUGGUGUUUUAUCCAUUCCACUUAAAGCCUUUCUUCGUGUCAAUGGGUAUUCCAAUUUAUUUUGGGGUUGGGGUGCAGAAGACGAUGAUAUGUAUGAGAGGCUUAUGGUAAAUGAAAUUCCUGUCAUACGUCCUGAUCCAAAUGUAGCACAAUUCACAAUGCUCAAACAUAAACCAAGUCUUGCAUUUCAUUCAGCCUUGAGAACUCAAAUAUUAUCUUUCACAAAAGUAAGAUAUCGCCUUGAUGGAAUCAACAGUUUAAAUUACACACUUGUUGAAUCACAAAUAAAAUUAUAUAAUCAAUUUCACAGUUUACUGAAUAACGAUGAAGUAACUAAAACAACACAUUUUUUACAUGAAAACAACACUUUCAGAUCAAUUUCAAAAUUAAAUUAUCCAAUUUUGCAUCUAAAAAUUGAUGUUGGUAAACCUCCAGUUGAGUUCAUUAGGGAAGAUAAUUCUACAUGAAAAAACCAAGCCAGUACAUAGAGAAGAAAAUUGUAACUUGGAUUUUCAUUUGCUCACAAACACAAUUGUCCAAUCGAGUAAUUAAGAGCAAAUAAUGAACAACAGUGACAGACACUGACAAAUUACAGAUUAUGGAUGAAGACCGUACAAACCACAGAACCAGUCAUUCCUAUACUAUUGGUAAGUACGUAUGUAUCAAUCCUUUGUCAAUCAAUAGAAUUACAAUGAGCCGAUAACCAACGAGGCCAACAAAUCAUAAUUUAGCCACUUUGACAACAUAACGAAGAGUCAAUUACUUUUCGGGAGAACGAUUGUAAAAAGCCUCCAAACUCAUUGGAUUUAUUCUGCGGUGGCGAGAUAUCAGUCUUUAAUAUUGAUUAUGAUGGUGAUGGUGAAGACUAAUAGCACGGAACGAAUCGAUGGAUUAUUAAAAAUAAACAUUACUGGUUAACAUGCAUAAUUCAUAGACUUCGUCCCUUAAUCAAAAUUGAAGCAAGGAUAGCUACUUUGAUUGUCGUUCUCGCUUUCAUUAAUAAAUAUCUACACAUUAAAAAACCAAAAAAUACAAGUGCACAAUAUUUAGUGUAAUGAAGCAUAAGUGUAUUUAACGCAUGAUUUCAUGUUAGAU